Molecule: messenger RNA, 1485 nt
Organism: Suncus etruscus (white-toothed pygmy shrew)
Lineage: Eukaryota; Metazoa; Chordata; Mammalia; Eulipotyphla; Soricidae
Gene: SLC17A3
Product: solute carrier family 17 member 3
Exons: 11
Coding region: 1-1485 (494 amino acids)
Biological process (GO): monoatomic anion transport; urate transport; transmembrane transport
Molecular function (GO): urate transmembrane transporter activity; voltage-gated monoatomic anion channel activity; toxin transmembrane transporter activity
Source: RefSeq, a predicted model, not a curated record
AUGGCAGCCAUGACAGAUUUGAGUCCCACAGAAGAAAUGAAUAAAUAUUCCCAAGAGAUGCAAGUGGAUAAAAAAAUUCUUUCCAGAAAAGUUCCAACCUUGUGUUCUGCCCGUUAUGGAAUAGCCUUUAUCACACAUCUCUGCAACUUCACAUUGAGGGCACAGGGUAUCAUCAUGAAUAUCACCAUGGUAGCCAUGGUCAACAACACAAACUAUCAGUUCCAGUUUAAUAGUUCCACAGAAGGGCCUUCUGACUCAUUUGAUGCCCAAAGGAGUCUUCUCUCAAAGGCAUCUGUAUAUAAUUGGAGCCCUCAAAUCCAGGGCAUUAUCUUUGCUUCUGUCAACUAUGGUAUGAUUUUGACCCUGGCUCCCAGUGGAUACCUUGCUGGAAGAAUAGGAACAAAAAAAGUGGUUGGUUUUUCUUUAUUUGGAUCUACGCUUCUCACUCUCUUCAUUCCUCUGGCAGCUGACCACGGGCUAGUUGUUCUCAUUACAGUUCGAGUGGUUCAGGGCUUAGUUCAGGGCUCGGCAUUUGGGGGUCAAUUUGCAAUUUGGGAAAGAUGGGGUCCUCCACAUGAACGAGGCCGACUCUGUUCCAUUGCUUUAUCAGGAGUGAUGCUUGGAAUCUUCACUGCCAUCCUCCUGGGUGGCAUCAUCAGCCAAGCUCUUGGGUGGCCUUUUGCCUUUUAUAUCUUUGGAGGUGUGGGCUGUGUCUCCUGUCUCCUCUGGUUUACUUUGGUUUAUGACGACCCCGUCUCUCACCCAUGGAUAACCAUCACAGAAAAGGAAUAUAUCAUAUCUUCCUUGGCACAACAGGUCAACAUAUCUUCUGAGCCUUCUCUUCCCAUCAAAGCCAUGCUCCGAUCUCUACCACUUUGGUCCAUGUUUUUGUGCGGUUUCUCCCAUCAGUGGUUGGUUAAUAUGAUAGUUACAUACACACCAACUUACAUCAGCUCUGUGUUUAAGGUUAACAUCCGAAAUAAUGGAUUUCUAUCUGCCCUUCCUUUCAUUGUGUCCUGGAUCACUGGAAUGCUGGGAGGUCAACUGGCUGAUUUUCUCCUAACAAAGAACUUUAGGCUUGUGACAGUGAGGAAAAUUGCCACAUUUCUAGGCAAUCUCCCCCCUUCAUUAUUGAUUGUGGUCCUGCCCUACAUCACCACCAGCUAUAUCACAACAAUGGUCCUACUGAUGAUCGCAGUUGGACUGAUGCCAUUAUGUCAAUCUGGGAUCUAUAUCAAUGCUUUAGAUAUUGCUCCAAGACAUUCCAGUUUCCUCAUGGGAGCCUCAAGGGGAUUUGCACAAACAGCUGCUAUCUUAUCACCCACAGUGUGUGGAUUUCUUCUCAAUCAGGAUCCUGAAUUUGGAUGGAGGAAUACCUUUUUCCUGUUGUUUGCCAUUGACCUAUUAGGAUUGAUCAUCUACCUCAUAUUUGGAGAAGCAGAAAUCCAAGAAUGGGCUAAAGAGAGGAAACUCACUCGUUUAUGA